Molecule: messenger RNA, 4346 nt
Organism: Entelurus aequoreus (snake pipefish)
Lineage: Eukaryota; Metazoa; Chordata; Actinopteri; Syngnathiformes; Syngnathidae
Gene: smap2
Product: small ArfGAP2
Exons: 8
Coding region: 425-1783 (452 amino acids)
Biological process (GO): regulation of clathrin-dependent endocytosis
Molecular function (GO): GTPase activator activity
Source: RefSeq, a predicted model, not a curated record
CGACCACAGGGUGGCAGUGUAGGUAACGUAGCCCGCAGGAAAGAAGCUGAAUUAUUUAUUAUGUUAAGGCAGGGAAGAGCAGCGUUGGAAUAAGAGUGUCUUGCGGGCGGAUCGAGUGCGUAUUUCGAAUACAUGAGAGUGUUAGAGAGGGCGGACGCGGUUUUUUCCCCCCUUCCUUUUUAUUUUAAGUGCGCACAUUUAAACGCACCUCCACUAAGCCGCACGCUGUUUGGCUUCUCAAGGCAAGGAUCGUCACCAUCCCGCCGUGGCUUGACGAGAGGAGGAGGAGGAGGAGGAGGAAAGGAGGAAGAAGCACCGCUUCUAGUCAUUGCGAUCUGAGAAUACUGGGACUGUGCAGUACUAUCAUAGUAGUAGUAAAACAGGACCGUGAUACAGGACUGAAGGCGAGGUCAACUAUUGCGCAAUGAUGACGGGCAAAUCUGUGAAAGACGUCGACAGAUAUCAGCCGGUGCUCAACUCUUUGCUGGCGCUGGAGGAGAACAAAUUCUGUGCGGACUGCGAGUCAAAAGGUCCUCGGUGGGCGUCGUGGAAUUUGGGCAUCUUUAUCUGCAUAAGAUGUGCGGGUAUUCAUCGAAAUCUGGGGGUCCACAUCUCCAAAGUCAAGUCCGUCAACCUGGACCAGUGGACGCAGGAACAGGUCCAGUGUGUUCAGGAGAUGGGCAACGCCAAAGCCAAGCGUCUCUACGAGGCUUUUCUACCAGACUGCUUCCAGCGGCCCGAGACGGACCAGUCUGCGGAAGCCUUCAUCAGGGACAAGUAUGACAAGAAGAAGUACAUGGACCGGGUCAUCGACAUCCAGAUGCUCAGGAAAGAAAAGAGCUGCGAGAACAUCCCCAAGGAGCCGGUUGUGUUUGAGAAAAUGAAAUUGAAAAAAGAGGGCAGCCCGAAGACAGGCUCUCAAGGUGUUACGGACUUGCUCGGAUUCGAUGCUCCAAGUCCAGCAGUGUCCAAUGGAGUCUCCAACACUACUACUGAGAGUUCUAAGCCUGCACCUUCUGCCUUGGAUGUCUUCAACACCUUCUUGGAUCCUUCCACUUCCUCCUCAAACAACACAGCUGCCUCCACCUUCUUGCCUCAGAGCAGAGUGACCGCCUCUGUGCCUGAAAACCUCAGCCUCUUCCUGGACGCGGCCCCCAAGAAGGCGGAAGGUGCUUUUAGGAAGCUGUCCAAGGACUCCAUUCUCUCCCUGUAUGGCUCCACCCCCUCAGUGCAUUUCAGCAGUAUGGCGUCCCAUCACGGUGAGAGAUCCUCCUCGUUAUUUAUUUCUUUUUCAUUUAAAGUCCGACUUGUCUCCUCCAGGCUUGUAUAUGAACCAAAUGGGAUACCCCACACACCCGUAUGGCUCCUACCAUUCCUUAGCCCAGGCCGCUGGGGUAGGCGGGGCCACGGUGAUGUCACAGAUGGGAGUCCAACAGAACGGCUUGAUGGCGGGACAGCAGAACGGGGUGAUGGGACAGCAGCAGAGUGGAUUAUUGAUGCAGCAGCGGAGCGGCGAGAUGAUGGGACAUCCGGCGGCGUUACCGCAGCAACAGUUUGGAGCUCAGCAGCAGCAGUGGAAUGUUGCACAGAUGACGCCGCAUAUGUCCGCCAUGAAUCUCUGCACCACCAGCGGCGUGAUGCAGUACAGCAGCCCGCCCGCAGGAGGCGCCGCGGCCCAAGGUUCCGCACAUAUGACAGCGCACGUCUGGAAAUAGUCCAGGAGGCGGAGUUUGACUGUGCUGAGAUUUUCCCCUCCAAUACAAAAUGGAAGAGACCAGAAUAAGACUAAACUACCUCUUCCUGACUCCCGGGUCUACUUCCUGGCUCCCAGGUCUACUUCCUGCCUCGGCCUAGCUUCACCAACGUCAGCGCUUGCCUUCAGAACAUUCCUCCCAUGCAGCAACAGGGUCAGACACGCACAUGGAUCCUAUUAUUUCUAUUAGUGCACCUCAUUCGCCAUAGAGAUUUAUUUUGACCAUGUCCAUUGGAAUACGUUAUGGUCGUCUCCAACAUUAUUGAUCAUUCUAUUCCUUCUUAUUUGUGGUGUUGCAGGGCAAGUGAGGUCAUAGGUCACGUGAAUAUUCACGUGUUAGCCUGCACAUCAUGCUAAAAAUGUCUGGUAAAUGAGUUUAAAAUGUAUAGUAGGCUGUGUUAAAAGGCCUAUUAGACUAUAUUUCUUGUUCAAUUAGCAGCAAUAUUAUCUUUGAUACACUUUGUCAGCUCAACCCAAAUGACCAAAAAUGGCCGCUUGGCAAUAAAAAAAGAAGUUUUGUUACACUUUAGCAAGUUACAACUCAUUGAAGGCAACAAUGAAAAAAAAAAAAAUGUCCGAUACGAUACCGUUAAUAGGGCAAUAAAUAUUGUCCGAAAGCGACAUUGAUCUGAUAUCUGCACAAAUCAAACAUACUUUCAUGAUUGUUUGUAGUGGUGAAUGUUUUGAUGAAGUGAAGUGAGUCAAACAGAGAACCUAUUUCUUAUUACCCGUUUGAAAUGGACUUAUGCUGUCAUUAGGUUGAAGUUAUUGUUUUUUUUCUCGCAACAUCUGGUGGCCACAAUAAGUUAAGCCCAUGACGCAGUUAGUUGAAUGAUGCGGACACGUUUGUUACCGGAUACUUUCUAAUACACUUUUGUCAUGUGCAACUAUUAUAAUUGAUACUUCACAAAUGUUAUAGUUUGUGAAGUAUAACAGGACUGCUUGUAUCGCACACAAGUUAACACUGCAGGACUGCUUGUAUCGAACAUGAUAUCACACACAAGUAAACACGCUGCAGCACUGUUUGUAUCGGACAUGAUAUCACACUCAAGUAAAAACGGUGCAGGACUGCUGUAUCGGACAUGAUAUCACACACAAGUAAACACGCUGCAGGACUAAUUGUAUCACACAUGAUACCACACACAAGUAAACACGCUGCAGGACUACUCGUAUCCCACAUGAUAUCACACACAAGUAAACACGAUGCAGGACUGCUUGCAUUGCACAUGAUAUCACACACAAGUAAACAUGCUGCAGGACUAAUUGUAUCACACAUGAUAUCACACACUAGUAAACACGCUGCAGGACUGCUUGAAUCGCAUGUGAUAUCACACACAAGUAGACACGCUGCAGGACAGCUUGUAUCCCACGUGAUAUCACACACAAGUAAAGACGGUGCAGGACUGCUGUAUUGGACAUGAUAUCACACACGUAAACUCGCUGCAGGACUGCUUGUAUCAGACAUGAUAUCACACACAAGUAAAGACGGUGCAGGACUGCUGUAUCGGACAUGAUAUCACACAAGUAAACACGCUGCAGGACUAAUCGUAUCCCGCAUGAUAUCACACACAAGUAAACACGCUGCAGGACUGCUUGCAUUGCACAUGAUAUCACACACAAGUAAACACGCUGCAGGACUGCUUGCAUUGCACAUGAUAUCACACACAAGUAAACAUGCUGCAGGACUAAUUGUAUAACACAUGAUAUCACACACUAGUAAACACGCUGCAGGACUCCUUGAAUCGCAUGUGAUAUCACACACAAGUAGACACGCUGCAGGACAGCUUGUAUCCCACGUGAUAUCACACACAAGUAAAGACGGUGCAGGACUGCUGUAUCGGACAUGAUAUCACACAAGUAAACUUGCUGCAGGACUGCUUGUAUCAGACAUGAUAUCACACACAAGUAAAGACAGUGCAGGACUGCUGUAUCGGACAUGAUAUCACACAAGUAAACACACUGCAGGACCGCUUGUAUCGGAGAUGAUAUCACACACAAGUGAAGAUGGUGCAGGACCGCUUGUAUCGCACAUGAUAUCACACAAGUAAACACGCUGCAGGACCGCUUGUAUCAGACAUGAUUUGACACACAAGUAAAGACGGUGCAGGACUGCUGUAUCGGACAUGAUAUCACACAGGUAAACACGCUGCAGGACCGCUUGUAUCGGACGUGAUAUCACACACACGUAAAGACGGUGCAGGACUGCUUGUAUCAGACAUGAUAUCACACACAAGUAAAGACAGUGCAGGACUGCUUGCAUCGCACGUGAUAUCACACACAAGUUAACAUGCUGCAGGACCGCUUGUAUCGGACAUGAUAUCACACACACAUAAAGACGGUGCAGGACCGCUUGUAUCGGACAUGCUAUCACACACAAGUUAACACGCUGCAGGACUUGUAUCGGACAUGAUGUCACACACAAGUAAACACGCUGCAGGACUGCUUGUAUCGGACAUUUAAAAUGGAACCCUAUAUCAUUCGAUGCUUGUUUUUCUGCUGAUAUCGGACCGAUAUCAAUAUAGUAUCGGACACUCCUCGGUAAAAUACAUGUCAAGGCAACAACACUGACUAGCAUGCAGUAAUUAAAUAUACA